This is a messenger RNA of Echinococcus granulosus, 594 nucleotides long. RefSeq lists its product as hypothetical. Lineage: Eukaryota; Metazoa; Platyhelminthes; Cestoda; Cyclophyllidea; Taeniidae. The record is from RefSeq and is a predicted model, not a curated record. The transcript is spliced from 4 exons. The coding region runs from base 1 to 594 and encodes 197 amino acids.
AUGACCAUUCUUCUGGCGGUUAAUUUGAAAAGGAAGCAACUGCUAAAAAUCAACCCCCAAAAAUCAAGAGAUACACAGAAUUGGUUUAAAGAGAGAAUAUCCAAAGGUGGUUUGUCACUUGUCACUAAACAGAUUCCUCGAGGAAGUGCCCUGCCCCAAGGCUCAGACUCGGCUCUAACAGGUCCAGUGGCAAUGAUGGAUGCAGAGGCAUUGUCGGAGUCAAUGACGGAGGCGUCCGAGGCGACAUCUGCUGUGGUUCACGCAGUCGGUGAGAUGGAGGCCCGAUUAACCCGCCAACGUCAUCCCACUGCCACUCUCUUCAUUGUGGAGGCUUUAACCCUCGCCCGGGAUGGUGGUAUCCUCGACUGGGAUGAUCGUGUUCGUGAUGUGUUGGAUGAUAGGGAAUUGUAUACAGUCCAGUUCAAAGUCAGACGGUUAUGUGAGUCAAAACAAUUAUUAUUAUUUUCUUCAGUAAAUAUAAAAAACAAACUGGAGGCUUUACCACCUUUUAAUUGUCCAAUUAGUUAUGAAAAAUUCUGGCUUAAAGUAACCAUCUUUGAGUGCAUUAACUCACCAAUGUUUGUUUUGCAGUAA